GAAUGCGGGCGGCGGUGGGUACAAAGAAUUUGGGGCGUCGAAGGACGAAGGGGAUGAUGGGGCGAUCGACGACGGGGCUAGCACACCGGACAGCGUUCCAGAGCCGGAUCGACCACCCCUACGACACAUCGACAAGUACAUCAAGCCGGAAUUCCCUUGCAUCUCGAAACGUGUCACUGUCGCGAUCCUCACUUGCGUCGGCUUCAUGGUCAUGUUUGGAAUGCGAUGCAACAUGGGCUUAGCGAAACUGAGAUUGGAGAAAGAAAGGAACGAAACUCUCUCUUCUGUGGAUGCGUCGAUUUUCUGGGGUUACCUGAUCACGCAAGUACCCGGUGGUUUCCUGGCCACGAAGUAUCCGGCCAACAAGCUCUUCGGCGGCGCCAUCGGAACCUCCUCCUUCCUAAAUCUUCUGGUCCCGGGCGCUUUGAAUCUCGGAAAAGGUGCUCUUAUUGUAGUCAGGGUGUUACAAGGAUUGGUUGAAGGCGUGACAUAUCCAGCUUGCCAUGGUAUCUGGAGGUAUUGGGCUCCACCGUUGGAGCGUUCGCGUUUGGCCACCUUAGCCUUCUGCGGAUGUUACGCUGGUGUCAUGCUCGCGAUGCCGCUGUGCGGUGAGUUGAUCAAGAGGAUAGGAUGGGAAGCUCCUUUCUACUUCUACGGUGCAAUGGGAGUCACUUGGUAUUUGCUGUGGAUCUGGAUGGUCUUCGAAAAGCCCAGCAAACAUCCGACGAUAGAGGCCAAAGAAUUGCGAUACAUCGAGAGUUCUUUAGGUGGUUCGGUACAGUCACACACUUUACCUACUAUAGCGAACACUCCGUGGAAGGCCUUCUUCACAUCUCUGCCCGUCUGGUCGAUAUUCAUAGCGAAUUUCUGUAGGUCUUGGAAUUUCUAUUUGCUCGUCCUCUUCCAAGCUAGUUACAUCAACGACGUGUAUGGAAUUGAUAUCGAGGAGAACGCUAUAUUGGGAGCGCUGCCGCAUUUGCUGAUGACUAUAAUUGUACCGAGCGGUGGAAUCUUGGCGGAUUAUUUAAGAACGCAAGGUAUAAUGACUACUACACAAGUUCGUAAAGUCUUCAACUGCGGCGGCUUCGGUAUGGAAGCUACCUUCUUCUUGGUAGUCGCCUUCUCGAAAUCCUAUACGCAAGCCAUCACCGCCUUAACGUUCGGAGUUGCCUUCAGCGGCUUCGCGAUAUCUGGCUUCAAUGUUAACCAUCUGGACAUAGCUCCAAAGUAUGCCAGUAUACUCAUGGGAAUGUCGAACGGUAUAGGGACAAUAGCCGGUUGCAUAGUACCGAUUGCUGUGCACGCUUUCACGGACGAGAAUCCGAGUGCGGAAAACUGGAAAAAGGUAUUCACAUUGGGAGCAACUGUCCAUUUCCUAGGUGUAAUCUUCUACGGACUAUUCGCCUCCGGAGAGCUUCAAGACUGGGCUGACACUCUAGCCGAGGAGGAGAAGCAAUGGAAUCCAAUGGAUGAAACGGUUUACAUUAAAAAAUCUCCAACCGCCCAGAGUAACGGCUUAAUACAGACCUCGUUAUCGGGUAAGACGAUAACGUAUGGAUCCGUGGAACAGCCCACUCCACCCCCGAGACCACAGCCACCGGCGACGGCGGCGCAGGGUGGCGGCGUGUCUGUAAAUCCUUUCGCAACGGGAACUAGCACAGGCACAGGCAACACUAAUCCAUUCAAUAAUCCUUUCCGACAAGAACCCGUGCAGCCGCCAGCUCAAGAUUCUUACUUGCACGGAACCAUUGAAGAUCGCAAUUACUAGAUAAGUUAUAAGAAAAUCCAUAAUUAUUAUUUACAUUCACAAACAAAUUACUUAUUUGC
Molecule: messenger RNA, 1827 nt
Organism: Nicrophorus vespilloides
Lineage: Eukaryota; Metazoa; Arthropoda; Insecta; Coleoptera; Silphidae
Gene: VGlut
Product: vesicular glutamate transporter 1
Biological process (GO): regulation of synapse structure or activity; monoatomic anion transport; neurotransmitter loading into synaptic vesicle
Cellular component (GO): synaptic vesicle membrane; excitatory synapse
Molecular function (GO): L-glutamate transmembrane transporter activity; neurotransmitter transmembrane transporter activity
Source: RefSeq, a predicted model, not a curated record